GACCCUCUCGUAAAAGGCGGUCCCCGGUUGAGCCGGGGGGAGAAAAGAGAGAGGGGGGGGGUCUCGGAGGCCGGAGGACUCGGGUGAAGAUGGCGGCAGCCGAGGCCGCGAACUGCAUCAUGGAGAAUUUUGUAGCCACCUUGGCUAAUGGGAUGAGCCUCCAGCCGCCUCUUGAAGAAGUUUCCUGUGGCCAAGCAGAAAGUAGUGAGAAGCCCAACGCUGAGGACAUGACAUCCAAAGACUACUACUUUGACUCCUAUGCCCACUUUGGCAUCCAUGAGGAGAUGCUAAAGGAUGAGGUGCGCACCCUUACAUACCGCAACUCCAUGUUUCACAAUCGGCAUCUUUUCAAAGACAAGGUGGUCCUGGAUGUGGGCUCAGGCACUGGCAUCCUCUGCAUGUUCGCUGCCAAGGCUGGGGCCCGCAAGGUUAUUGGGAUUGAGUGUUCCAGUAUCUCCGAUUAUGCUGUGAAGAUUGUCAAAGCGAACAAGUUAGACCAUGUGGUGACCAUCAUCAAGGGCAAGGUGGAGGAGGUGGAGCUGCCUGUGGAGAAGGUGGACAUCAUCAUCAGCGAGUGGAUGGGCUACUGCCUCUUCUAUGAGUCCAUGCUCAACACCGUGCUGCACGCUCGUGACAAGUGGCUGGCACCCGAUGGCCUCAUUUUCCCAGACCGGGCCACCCUGUAUGUGACAGCCAUUGAGGACCGACAGUAUAAAGACUACAAGAUCCACUGGUGGGAGAACGUAUAUGGCUUUGAUAUGUCCUGCAUUAAAGACGUGGCCAUCAAGGAGCCCCUGGUGGACGUGGUGGACCCAAAGCAGCUGGUCACCAAUGCCUGCCUCAUAAAGGAGGUGGACAUCUACACAGUCAAGGUGGAGGACCUGACCUUCACCUCCCCCUUCUGCCUGCAAGUGAAGAGGAAUGACUACGUGCAUGCACUGGUGGCCUACUUCAACAUCGAGUUCACCAGAUGCCACAAGAGGACCGGCUUCUCAACCAGUCCUGAGUCCCCAUACACACAUUGGAAGCAGACUGUGUUCUACAUGGAGGACUACCUAACAGGAAGCAUGACUUUCGCAGAUCCCCACCUUCAGUGA
Mastomys coucha (southern multimammate mouse) is the source of this 1097-nucleotide messenger RNA. It is a transcript of the gene Prmt1, whose product is annotated as protein arginine methyltransferase 1. The transcript has 11 exons. Gene Ontology annotation, molecular function: protein-arginine N-methyltransferase activity. Gene Ontology annotation, cellular component: nucleus. Bases 90 to 1097 code for a protein of 335 amino acids. Lineage: Eukaryota; Metazoa; Chordata; Mammalia; Rodentia; Muridae. The record is from RefSeq and is a predicted model, not a curated record.